CAAUUUGUGUGGGGAGAAACAGGGAUGAUUUUAGUAGAAGAGAAAAGCGUAAUUGUAUAUUUAAAAAACAAAUAAGAGAAACGAGAAAAAAAGAUUUGUGGGGAGAAAACCUGUCCAAAAAAAAAAAUCGUGUAAAAAAUAAUAAAAUAAAAACUCAUGAAAGAAUUUCAAUUGAGGUUGUCUGUUAUUCGAGAGUGGCAUUGUGGUCAGUUGCAGUGGGAAUUAAGAGGUGACUGGAAGUGCAGAAUGGAGUCUUCGUGGCAGGAUCAAUGUUUCACACUCAAGGAGCGCUUCAGGAAGAUCAUGGAGACGGACUUCAUGUCUGACAUGAACUUUGUGAUUGGCAGGGAUAAGAUCAAAAUUCCGGCUCAUCGUCUUAUUGUCUCCUGUGCGAGCUACGAAUUAGCCAAAAUAGUCGAAAAGCUAACUCCAGAAGCCAAUGAUGUCCCUAUCUCUGGGACAACUCCUGCCAUUUUCCACAUCUUCCUGGAGUACAUAUACACUGGCGACAUCGUCAUUGGCCCAGAUGAUGAAGUGAAUAUGAUCUACGUGUGGCAAUUGGCGAAGCGUUUCGCAGUCAAGGAUUUGGAGCUUGAAUGCCUACAUUUUCUGCGAAACGUUCUCGCUUCUGACCAAUCUGAAACUGCCCUGAAGAAUCGCACAACUAUUCAUUUGUGUCUCAAAGCGCAAUCCUUAGACCUGGAUGGAGUCAAUGGAAUGCCCCUGAAAAAUGUUCUUGACCGUGUUCUUCCCCAAUGGGCAAAAGAUUACUCUGACUCAAUUGUGACGCGCUUCUGGAGAACAAUAAGUGGUCAAAAAAGUACUUGGAACUGGAGUCACUAAAUGUGGGUAAUAUUUUCGUCCGAUUUAUAUGAAAAAUAUUACUCAUUAAAAAGUAAUCGAAAGUACUCAAAAUGAACGUCCUUUGCCUUACUGUUAUUUAACGCGUUAGAAUGUCGUCAACACAGAAACUUUAAUACGAGUAAUGUGACUCCGACUAUGUCGGUGUAACACAACGGUUAUUUUGAGUAAUUUUAGUGUACAAACAGUGAAAUUGACAUUUCGUGGCAAAACACAAAGAAAAUCUUCUGAAAAUGAGUAAAAGACCGUUCAAAUACUCUUCAACAUAUUAUAGAAAAUUAAAGAAACUUUCUGAAAAUCACACUGAGAUUUCUGGAUGCAGCUCGAAAGAGGAAAUUUGCGCAAUAUCUUCUUCAAUUAGUCGAAGCAAUAGAGGUCCGUACUAAUUAUAUUCUUGAGAAAGAAUUUCACUGCUACUUCAACCCAUUUCAGACCACUGUAGUUCCUCAGAAGUGAAUCAGAUUGAUGAAGUUCGUAGAGUAUCAUCGGAAGACGAGGAAUCCUGUUUUAAAAAGGGACUAACUGAUUGGGCAAUUGAGCACAAUGAGACUCGUGCUUCAGUCGAUCAUCUUUUAAAUUUGUUGAGGACUCAUAAAUGCUUGGAGUAUCUUCCGAAAAAUAGUAGAACUCUGCUGAAAUCUCCACAACACGUAAACAUCACUUCUAUGGGAUCUGAUGGUGAAUUUUGGUACAAUGGACUGGCGAUAAACUUGAAGAAGCAAUUCUGUGACAUAAGGGAAGACACACAGAUUUCCCUCAAAAUUCACGUGGACGGUGUACAAAUAUACCGUAGCUCCAAAGUAGAUUUUUGGCCAAUAUUGUACAUGAUUGAAGAGAAGCCAGAAUUUUCACCGGAAGUUGUUGCUAUUUAUUGUGGAGAUAAAAAGCCAGACAACUGUUCUGUAUUCCUCAAGCAAUUUGUUGAUGAGCUGGAAGAACUUAUGGCCAAUGGAUUAGUAGUUAACAACCACACACUUUCCAUCAAAAUAAAAUGUGUCAUCUGCGAUUCACCUGCAAGAGCAUUUAUUAAAGGGACGGUUUAUUUCAAUCAUUCGCAUGGUUGUGGUAAAUGUGAGAUUGAGGGUACUUAUUACAAACAAGAGAGACAUAUGUCUUUUGUCAGAUCGAAUGCCCGAAAGAGAACAGAUGAAAGUUUUCGUGGAAGAAGAGAUGAGUUCCAUCACAGGGAAAUAUCAGAAUUUGAACGCCUCAAAAUUGAUAUGGUGCGUGAUUUCCCUAUAGCUGAUUCACUUCAUCUAAUUGAUUUAGGUGUAAUGAAGAAAAUGUUGCUUACCUGGGUUGUAACGAAUAAGAAUUACAACACAAAAUUUUGCUGCAGAGACAUUCAAGCAAUGUCUUCCUUUUUAAAGGAAGUCAAUUCUACGAUGCCAUCAGAAAUUCAUAGACGCGCUAGGCCUCUCUCACAUCUCAAAAAUUGGAAAGGAACAGAGUUCCGUACAUUUAUUCUAUAUUUGGGUCCAGUGAUUUUAAGAAACCUUUUGCCAGACGAUGCAUAUUUCAACUUUAUGUUGCUUUUUUGUGCAGUAACCAUCUGUUCAUCAGAUUAUUACAAAAAUUUGCUUAAUGUUGCUGAAGUUCUAUUCGCCGAAUUCAUUGAGACUUACAUAAAUGUCUAUGGAAUAGAUGCAAUUGGGAGCAACUUACAUGGCCUCAUUCAUCUUGUAGAUGAUGUGAGACAUCACGGCUCUUUGGAUAAAAUAUCAUCCUAUCCUUUCGAGAGCUACCUCCAUCAAAUUACUCAAAUGGUAAGGGGUGGACACAAACCACUCACACAAGCAGCAAAGAGAAUUAUUGAAAAAUCUCGUCGACAAAAUGAAAGCGUACCAGAAAUCACCUAUCCAAUUUUGAAAGGAAAAAUAUCACAGGAUCACGAUCUUCCAGAUUGUAGUGGAUCAUUCAAUUGCGUCCUGAUUACUCAUGAUUUGUUUUUGAAAAACGAUUUAAAAAACAAAUGGUUUUUAACUAAGGGCAACAAAAUUGUUCAAAUGAUUAAUGCAACUAAGCUCAAUGGUGAGAUAAAUAUUUAUGUCACAGAGAUUAGAAAAUGUGGGGAUUACUUUGAAAAACCAAUAAGAUCAUCUCAUUUAAAUAUUUAUUCCACUAAAUUUGUUACUGGUGAAAGACAAAGUUUGUACAGAAUCCAGGAUUUGAAAUGCAAACUUUUUUCAAUUUAUAGUUCAAACGAAAUAAUUUUUUUUCCAUUACUUCAUACUCUUACUGAUUAGCUUUAAUAUCCCGAGCAAAAAUAAAAUCUUAUAACUUCACA
Messenger RNA from Phlebotomus papatasi, 3148 nucleotides. Its product is annotated as BTB/POZ domain-containing protein 1-like. Bases 157 to 843 code for a protein of 228 amino acids. The transcript is spliced from 3 exons. Gene Ontology annotation, cellular component: cytosol; P-body. Gene Ontology annotation, biological process: neurogenesis. NCBI's taxonomy places the organism in Eukaryota, Metazoa, Arthropoda, Insecta, Diptera, Psychodidae. Gene Ontology annotation, molecular function: protein binding. The record is from RefSeq and is a predicted model, not a curated record.